Messenger RNA from Quercus robur (English oak), 828 nucleotides. RefSeq names its product receptor-like protein EIX2. The transcript has 3 exons. The record is from RefSeq and is a predicted model, not a curated record. Gene Ontology annotation, molecular function: protein binding. NCBI's taxonomy places the organism in Eukaryota, Viridiplantae, Streptophyta, Magnoliopsida, Fagales, Fagaceae. Bases 16 to 741 code for a protein of 241 amino acids.
AGAAAGGGUACAAUUAUGAUACGAUUUUUGGACUGUCAUUUUUUAGAUGUUGGAAAUUCCACAUCUCAAGUAAGAUAUUUUGAUAGUGCCACAGUUGUAUUGAAGGGAAGGGAGGAUGAGUAUGUCAAAAAUCUUGGACUAUUAAUAAUGAUUAACCUUUCGGGCAACAAAUUGAUUGGGAAACUUCCAACUGAGAUCUCGAGUCUUUUGGAGUUGGUUGCAUUGAACGUAUCCGGAAACAACUUAAUUGGAGAGAUCCCUCAUUUAAUCGGUCAGUUGAAGAAUCUAGAAACACUUGAUUUGUCAAGGAAUCAGUUCUCAAGCGAAAUCCCAUUGAGCAUGUCAGAGUUAAGCUUUUUGAACCACCUAGACCUAUCAUACAACCAUUUGUCUGGGAAAAUUCCUUCAAGCACUCAACUACAAAGCUUUGAAGCAUCUGAUUUUGCUGGAAACCCAGCACUCUGUGGGCUUCCACUUUCACAGAAGUGUUGGCCUGGUGAACAAACACCAAACCAAGGUGGAGAUGGUGAAGAAUAUAGAGAUGAGUUCUGGAAAUGGUUUUAUGGCGCAGCAGGAUUUGGAUUUGUGGUAGGUUUUUUGGGUGUUUGUGGUUCUUUGUUGCUAAAGGAUUCAUGGAGACAUGCCUAUUUCUUGUCAUUGGAGAACAUGAAGGAUUGCCUCUACGUAACAAUGGCUGUGAACAUGGCAAGACUGUGGAGGACGUUUCAAAGGCCCGGAUGAGCACUUCAUCUAUGGUUGCGUAGCUGUGCUGAAGGGUAUAUACUUAACAUGCAUGGUAAAUUUCACUUCGCUUGAAGUAGUUCUAUA